AAAAAAAAAAGAUUGCUGAUCUCCAAUUCUCCGGGGAUCUAUCUCCUCCUCCUCGUCCUCCCUCCCCCCGAUGGUGAACCUCUCUCUCUCUCUUUGCACUUGGCGUGCAAAGCAAAAACCAAAGCCCAAAAGGAGCGCCAUGAAGUGUUAAACGAGAGCGACCCCCACCCCCCCUAAAAAAAUCUCUCGGACCGUUCUUCUGCAGCGAACUCCCAUUUCCAGUUGCAGCGGGUUGCGUGUGCUUUUUUUGCAAGCUGCAGAAAGGGAGAGAGAGAAAGGGGAGGGAAUUGCAAGAGCGAGAGAAAAAAAAACCCCAGCCAGCCCAGAUGCGAAAGGCAAAUAAAUAGACCCGGAGCAGCAGCAGCAGCAGCAGCAGCCCGCGGCGCACCGAAGAGCCCCCCGAGCCGCUCUUUUGCAAAGGGGGGGGGGGCGCACGUUGGAGCGGCGGCGGCGGCAAAGGGGCUGGAGGAGCGAGCCGGAGAGCCGCGGCAGCAGCGGCGGCAGCAGCAGCAGCAGCAGGAGCGGAGAAGAGAGAAGCAGCCGGAGAGCAGAGCAGCCGCCCACCGGCAAGCUGGCGCACCCGCUGGCCGGCCAGAGCAGCCCCGUCGCGCCGGGCCCUUUCUGGCGGCCGGGCAAGAGGAUGGCGACGGCGGCGGCGGCGGCGUCGGAUCUGGCGCUGGGCGGCGGGGGCGACCUGCCCACCAGUCCGCUGGCCAUGGAAUAUGUUAAUGACUUCGAUCUGAUGAAGUUCGAGGUGAAAAAGGAGCCCGGCGAGAGCGAGCGCCUCAUCAGCCAGUGCGGCCGCCUCAUCGCCGGCGGCUCGCUGUCGUCCACGCCGAUGAGCACGCCCUGCAGCUCGGUGCCGCCGUCGCCCAGCUUCUCGGCGCCCAGCCCGGGCUCGGGCGGCGACCAGAAGGGCCCCUUGGAAGACUACUACUGGAUGACCGGCUACCCGCAGCCGCAGCAGCAGCUCAACCCGGAGGCGCUCGCCUUCAGCCCCGAGGACGCCGUGGAGGCGCUCAUCAGCAGCGGCCACCACCACCACCCGCUGCAGGGCACCGGCUUCGAGGGCUAUGCCCGCGGGCAGCCCCUGGGCGCCGGCCCGGCCGCCUCCAUGGGCCCGGACGACAUGGGCUCGGCGGCGGCCGUGGUGUCGGCCGUGAUCGCGGCGGCGGCGGCGCAGAGCGGCGGCGGCGCAGGGGCGCCCCACUUCCACCCGCACCACCCGCACCACCACCCCCAGCAGCAGCAGCAGCAGCAGCAGCAGCAGCAGCCGGGCAGCGUGCAGAGCUCGGCCGGCAGCAGCAACGGGGGCAGCUCCAGCGGCGGCGGCGGCGGCGGCGGCGGGCUGCACGCGCACCAUUCGCACCCGCACCACGGCUCGCCCUACGACGACCGCUUCUCGGACGACCAGCUGGUGACCAUGUCGGUGCGCGAGCUCAACCGGCAGCUGCGCGGCGUCAGCAAGGAGGAGGUGAUCCGGCUCAAGCAGAAGCGGCGCACCCUCAAGAACCGCGGCUACGCCCAGUCGUGCCGCUUCAAGCGCGUCCAGCAGCGGCACGUCCUCGAGUCCGAGAAGACCCAGCUGCUGCAGCAGGUCGAGCACCUCAAGCAGGAGAUCUCCAGGCUGGUCCGGGAGAGGGACGCCUACAAGGAGAAGUACGAGAAGCUGGUCAGCAACGGCUUCCGAGAAAACGGCGCCAGCAGCGACGAGCCCUCCUCGCCGGAGUUUUUCAUGUACCCAAGAGAAUCUUCUACAUCAGUGAUGUGAGAAUCCCUGUUGCCUGAAGUCUGAAAAGAAAACCCGACGCUGGAUUGCAGAUGGCUUACAACAAUUUUCUGGCAUGAAGACAGCUACAAAGCACAAGCAAAAUAAUCCCCACAGACAAAUGAAUUCAGAACAAAGGAAGAACAACAAAAAUGGCAUUUUCGUGGCAUUGAAGAGUUCUUUAUUUUUCCUCAAGUUUUCUUUUCUUAAAAAAAAACUUUCACGGGAACUUUCACAGGAUCAAGUCAGACUU
Molecule: messenger RNA, 2021 nt
Organism: Sphaerodactylus townsendi
Lineage: Eukaryota; Metazoa; Chordata; Lepidosauria; Squamata; Sphaerodactylidae
Gene: MAF
Product: MAF bZIP transcription factor
Exons: 3
Coding region: 641-1771 (376 amino acids)
Biological process (GO): regulation of transcription by RNA polymerase II
Cellular component (GO): nucleus
Molecular function (GO): RNA polymerase II cis-regulatory region sequence-specific DNA binding; DNA-binding transcription factor activity, RNA polymerase II-specific
Source: RefSeq, a predicted model, not a curated record